AACUAAGUUCAUAUGACAAUUCAACAUCCGGACUUAAGCUGUCAAAGGUGAGACGAGGCAUCGCGAUUGUGAUAAUCUAGACGUCGCUGCGCCUCUACGCCCCAAGACAACACAAAACUGUUUGAGAUUUCAGUCGGUGAACAUGUCAGCCGGAUCGAAGUCAAUUUUCCUGCUGCUCUUACUGCUGCCCAGUGAGUGGAGCAAUGCGGUGGCAACGGGCGGGGAGGGCGUUACGGCGCAGGCGCACUACGAUCACACACGCAUCUACUACAUGGAGCUGGGCAACGAGCAGCACGUGGAACUCUUCCAAAGGCUCGAGAAGAGCGACUCGUACUUCUUUAUGGGCAGCGUACGCGUGCCGGGUCAGAAGCUAACCGUGAUGGUGAUUGGCCACAAAGUGGCCGAUUUCGAUGACCUCCUGCAUAGAUACAAUGUGACCCAUCACAUACUGAACUACAAUUUUCAGGCCGAGAUCGAUGCCAACUACAGGGAGGUGCUGCCCACGUCCACGCCAGUCACACAGUUCGAUUGGCAACACUACUUUCAACUCGACACCAUUUACGACUGGCUGGAGCACGUGGCUCGCCAGUCGCCGGAGAUUGUGACAGUGCUGGACAUGGGCAGCAGCACUGAGGGCGUCCCAAUAAAGGGCGUGCGCAUUUCGUAUCCGCAGGAAGCGAGCAGUGCGCCCAGGACCAGCGUGUUCAUAGAAAGUGGAAUACACGCGCGUGAAUGGAUUGCACCCGCCACGGCCACCUACUUCAUAAACGAGCUGCUCCACUCCAGCGAUCCGACAGUGCAGGCUCUGGCGCGCUCUCAAAACUGGCUGAUCUUUCCCUGCAUCAAUCCCGAUGGCUAUAAAUAUACCUUCAACGGUGAUCGGAUGUGGCGCAAGAGCCGCGCGCCCCAUGGUGUCUGUCGAGGUGUCGACUUGAAUCGUAACUAUCCGAUGCGCUGGAAUACCACAGGCACCAGCGGCGAUCCCUGCAGCACUUUCUACUCCGGACCAUCGGCUGGCAGCGAAGUGGAGACCCAACGUGUGAUGCGAUUUGUCGAGAAACUUGUCCGAACGGAAAACCUACGCACCUACAUUGCACUGCACUCCUACUCCCAGCUCCUCAUGUUCCCCUACAGCUCAACGCCAGAGCGGGUGCACAACUACGAUGAUCUGACGGCCAUUGGUAAGAAGGCGGUAGCGAAGAUCAAAUCGCUAACUGGACGCAUUUACAAAAGUGGCAGCAUCUAUGAAACCAUUUAUCCAUCCAGUGGCGGCUCCAAGGACUGGGCGCAUGGCGAGCUCAAGCUGAACAUAACAUUUACUUUUGAGCUACGCGGUCCACCCGACAGUGAGGUGCUCUUCAUAUUGCCAGCGCGAGAGAUUGAGCCCACGGCUCGGGAAGCCUUCGGAGCAGUGCAAACGAUUGUGGAGGAGGCUGCCAAGCGUGGUUACUACAACUGAGCCAACACAGUCCGCACUCGAUAUGGCUAACUCUGGAGAAAAUAUGUGUGGUAGAAAUCAGACUUAUCAAUAAAUAGAAAUCAGCCUCGAUUCAAUUAAUUAUACACUUA
This is a messenger RNA of Scaptodrosophila lebanonensis, 1569 nucleotides long. RefSeq names its product zinc carboxypeptidase. Gene Ontology annotation, biological process: proteolysis. The transcript is spliced from 2 exons. The coding region runs from base 143 to 1459 and encodes 438 amino acids. Gene Ontology annotation, molecular function: zinc ion binding; metallocarboxypeptidase activity. The record is from RefSeq and is a predicted model, not a curated record. NCBI's taxonomy places the organism in Eukaryota, Metazoa, Arthropoda, Insecta, Diptera, Drosophilidae.